Messenger RNA from Protopolystoma xenopodis, 327 nucleotides. NCBI's taxonomy places the organism in Eukaryota, Metazoa, Platyhelminthes, Monogenea, Polystomatidea, Polystomatidae. The record is from the annotation of a GenBank genome assembly.
UUCACUGAUUACUCUGAUUCGGCCCAUAACAGCUAUGCUCGCCCACCUUCCAAUUUGGAUCCAUCUACUAGCUCUACUGACUGGCGAAAGGUGCCCUCGGACUGGCGCUUUAUGAAUUCUGGAUUGAAUGACGACAAGGACUUCGUUAGAGUGGCUGAUUGGCCUUCCUCUCGAGCCAGUGAUUUGACGACUGGCCGGUCGUCAGUAUAUGAGCCUGAAUACGGCGGUGCCUAUCUUGCCGUGCACUGGCGCCGUGGUGACUACGUCAGCCUCGCUAGUGGGCGCAGUGCCUCUGUAUACGAGGCGGUUAAGCAGAUUCGAGUUGCC